AUGCUGUCGAAAGACUUUGACAGACUUGACUUCACGAUGUCGAAGAAGGUGUUGGUGACCGGAGCGUCCGGUUACUUAGGCGGGCGAUUGUGCCACGCUCUGCUCAAUCACGGCCACCGCGUCAAGGCCUUCGUCCGCCGGAGCAGCGACAUCUCCUCCCUACCGCUUCCGUCCGGCGACGGAGGUUUUGAACUUGCCUACGGCGAUGUUACUGAUUAUUCAACUCUGCUUGAAGCUUUUUCCGAUUGCCAUGUCAUCUUCCACGCUGCAGCCCUCGUUGAGCCCUGGAUUCCGGACCCUUCUAGAUUUAACUCAGUUAAUGUUGGAGGAUUGAAGAAUGUUUUACGAGCGUAUAGAGAAACUGGGAAUAUAGAAAAGAUUGUUUACACGUCGUCGUUUUUUGCAUUGGGGUCAACUGAUGGAUAUGUUGCUGAUGAAUCUCAAGUUCACUCGGGGAAGUUCUUUUGUACGGAAUAUGAAAAAUCAAAGGCCAUUGCUGAUAAGAUAGCUUUGGAGGCAGCUGCAGAGGGAGUUCCAAUUGUACCCGUUUAUCCUGGAGUUAUAUAUGGACCUGGAAAAGUUACUUCUGGAAAUGUAGUAGCUCGAUUGAUCAUUGAACGUUUCAACUGGAGACUGCCAGGUUAUAUAGGUGAGGGGAAGGACAAGUUCUCUUUCAGUCAUGUGGAUGAUGUAGUGGAUGGGCAUAUUGCUGCAAUGAAUGAUGGUCAACCAGGUGAAAAGUACCUUCUCACCGGGGAGAAUGCAUCAUUUAAGGACGUCUUUGAUUUAGCUGCCACUAUUACUCACACGAAAAAGCCUCAGUUUGGUAUCCCACUAUUUGCAAUUGAAGCUUAUGGCUGGCUCUUGGUUGUCUUGUCUAGAAUAACUGGGACACUUCCCCUUAUCAGCCCUCCGACUGUGCAAGUUCUAAGACAUCAAUGGGCAUACUCUUGUGCAAAAGCCAAGGCAGAGCUGAAUUAUAAACCCAGAAGCCUGGAAGAAGGUCUUACGGAAAUGCUCCCGUGGUUGAAGCAAUUGAAGUUAAUAAAGUACUAG
This is a messenger RNA of Oldenlandia corymbosa var. corymbosa, 1056 nucleotides long. NCBI's taxonomy places the organism in Eukaryota, Viridiplantae, Streptophyta, Magnoliopsida, Gentianales, Rubiaceae. The record is from the annotation of a GenBank genome assembly.